AUGGAUGUUCUUCUCGACAUCCUGGACACAUUCGUGUUCGACAGAUUAUACGCAUCAAUUUUACCCGCGACGAAUCCCGUGCCGGCGCCUGCAGGCACAUACAACAAACACAUUAGCCUCUACUAUCCACUGCCGCCAUCUCCCUACGCAGACAGCAGCGCAUGGAAGCGAGAUGAUCUCGCCCGCCAGACAACGUCCCUCUUCCUCAUCGGGUGGAUCUUCGCCACAGCCUUGUACUUAAUCGGCAGCACGGUAGUCUACCACACGAUCUUCGACAAGCGAGUAAUGCGCCACCCACACUUCCUGCCGAACCAAAUCCGCCAAGAGAUCCACCAAGGCCUCUCGGCGAUCCCCGUCAUCGCCGUGCUCACGGCCCCGUUCUUUCUCGCCGAGGUGCGCGGCUGGACCAAGCUAUACGACUUCAACGACGAAGCCCCCUUCCGCGCCUACAACUGGCUGCAGUACCCGCUGUUCGUGUGCUUCACGGACUGUGGCAUCUACUGGAUCCACCGGGGAUUGCAUUACCCGCCCGUGUACCGGUGGCUGCACAAGCCGCACCAUAAAUGGAUCAUGCCGAGUCCGUUUGCGAGCUAUGCGUUCCACCCCGUGGAUGGCUGGUCGCAGAGUAUUCCCUACCAUGUGUAUCCGUUGCUCUUUCCACUGCAGAAGAGUGCCUACUUGGGGCUGUUUGUGUUCGUGACUAUGUGGACGGUUUUUAUUCGUGAGUUUCCCUUUGAGUUUGCUGUUGUGUGGGAAAUGAGGGGGAUAGGGCUAAUAAACGCAGAUGACGCCGAGUAUCUUUCGGAAUCUGUCGUCGUCAACGGUGCAGCGUGUCAUACCAUGCAUCAUCUGUACUUCAACUACAACUAUGGUCAAUUCCUGACGUUCUGGGAUAGGGUGAGUGGGACAUACCGCAAGCCGAAGGAGGACGGGUUCAUACAGAAUGAGAACCGCAAGGCGCAGGCUCUCAAGAGUGAUUGA
Molecule: messenger RNA, 981 nt
Organism: Aspergillus bombycis
Lineage: Eukaryota; Fungi; Ascomycota; Eurotiomycetes; Eurotiales; Aspergillaceae
Product: sterol desaturase family protein
Exons: 2
Coding region: 1-981 (326 amino acids)
Biological process (GO): lipid biosynthetic process
Molecular function (GO): oxidoreductase activity; iron ion binding
Source: RefSeq, a predicted model, not a curated record